ACAGGAUGGAGAUCCCCGUGCCUGUCCAGCCUUCAUGGCUGCGCCGCGCUUCCGCACCUUUACCCGGUUUCUCCGCGCCGGGGCGACUCUUUGACCAGCGAUUCGGCGAGGGGCUGCUUGAGGCUGAGCUGGCUUCCCUGUGCCCUGCUGCGAUCGCCCCCUACUAUCUGCGCGCCCCCAGUGUGGCGCUGCCCACAGCCCAGCUGCCCGCGGACCCUGGGCACUUUUCAGUGCUGCUGGAUGUGAAGCACUUCUCGCCAGAAGAAAUUUCCGUCAAGGUGGUCGGCGACCACGUGGAGGUCCACGCACGGCAUGAGGAGCGUCCGGAUGAACACGGGUUCAUCGCUCGGGAGUUCCACCGCCGCUACCGCCUGCCUCCCGGCGUGGACCCCGCCGCAGUGACCUCGGCGCUGUCCCCGGAGGGUGUCCUGUCCAUCCAGGCCACACCAGCGCCCGCCCAGGCCCCGCUUCCACCGCCGCCGCCGGCUGCCAAGUAGGGGCCCGGGCGUACAGGACCGAACCUGGGGGCCGCUUUAGGCUCCCGUUUAAAAAGCCGAUCUGACUCCGCCGCUCAGCCAGAUGUCCCGAUCGCUGUCAAGACAACCCUGCCAGCCAAAUCCAGUUGUCCUCCCUGGGACCUUCCCACCGGAUCCCCUACCCGGGCCUUGGUAACCUAGAUACCGUCCCCAGGCCCCACCCAGCCACGACACCUUUCUAGGGAUAACACAAACACGACUGCCACCCCUCCGCCUAGGCCCCCACUAG
Messenger RNA from Acomys russatus (golden spiny mouse), 765 nucleotides. RefSeq names its product heat shock protein family B (small) member 6 (gene Hspb6). Gene Ontology annotation, molecular function: protein folding chaperone; structural constituent of eye lens. The record is from RefSeq and is a predicted model, not a curated record. Gene Ontology annotation, biological process: response to heat; protein refolding. Lineage: Eukaryota; Metazoa; Chordata; Mammalia; Rodentia; Muridae. Bases 6 to 497 code for a protein of 163 amino acids. The transcript is spliced from 3 exons.